AUCGAGUAUACUACUACAAAUAGUUCACGAUAUUUUUUCAAUAUUUUAUACUUCAAUCCUUCCCAUACAAGUCCAUCCGAUUGAUUUUACUCUCACGAUUGGUAUACGACUGAGAAACCAAGCGUGAUGUUCCAUCAUCCCCCAUCACAGAUGUCGAAACUGGAUAAUAUCGAAAAUUGUGUAAAUUCGAAGCUCCUGUGCAGCAGCAGAGACUAUCCCCACAUACCUGUGAUACUGUGACGUCAAACGUACGCUUAUAUACGUUAUACGUGUUAGCGCUGUACACAUAUUUUGUAUUAAUUCUGUGAUAUUAUCGCUCGCUUGGUUUUUUUCCUUUCAGUCUAUUUUAUAUUAAAUGUAACAUGCGGGGGAAAAUAUGAAAAAACGUUAUGAAAUUACGAGCUUCAAACUGCCGCACGUUAGCAAGGACGUUUUUUCCCGUUUUCAAAGCUGUAACUACUUUUGCUAUUUUAACAUCAUGUGGGUGUGUAACUUCACAUGUAACCUUUUUAAGUUGAAACCGCGUGAGUUUAUUGUUUGUAACGAGUUAAUUACCGAUGAUUAAACCAUCGUGUUUAUGUGUCCGUUCAUAUGUCCGUCCUCUGCAGCUCAUGCGGCAUAAUGAAUCUCUCUGACGUCCCCUUCUGGAGUCUCUUGAUACGCCAGUUUGGCGCCGCAGUACGUUAAAGCGAUCAGUUUAUGAAAUGGCUGUUUUCCCUACAUCUCAUGAGCGUAGUGUCACUGAGAGCAGCCCUUGACUCGUCCAGAGAAGAACUCAGGCGUCUAAAAAAAUCUGUUGGUGAUUUUAACGGGGAGAGCUACCUCGAUACGGUGCAACGUCUCGCCCUCGAAAAUCACGUCCUAAGACGCAGAAUACUCGACAAAAGGAACAAAUCACCGAGUGAUACCGAUGCAGUUAGCAUCGCUUCGAAAUCCGAGGUGAAAAAACGGUGCACAAAUCCAGCAGCCGAAGAAUCAGGUAAACCGCAUUCUACGGAAAUAAACGAAACAGUUAAUAUGGAUCCCGUCAAAGAGGACGCGGAGAACGAGAGCGCUUCAGAAUCGGUAAUCCCGACAGCGGGAUGCGACGAGGUCGCCGGGGGGGCGCAGGGUGCAGAAGUCGAAGAGGAAAAGGUUCGGGAUACCUGCAAGGAGACGGAAGUUCUUCCUACGGGAAAUCCGACAGAGCUCGCCGAUCGCGAACAGGAAGAUUCUAGUUUGAAAUCGGUUUCCGAUGGUGAGAAUUCCGUAUUCGGUGAUAAUCCCGAACAAUUUGACAACGGGAAUCCCGAGAUGAACAGCGAUAAUCCGCUGGGAUCGAAACCUUCGGGUGAAUCGGAAAAUGACUCGGAGGAACUCGACGACAUCGAGCUUAUAUUCACUACCGACGACACGAGGGAAGUGAGCCUCCAAGAAGACCUCGUCUCCAUAACCGAAGGAGACACCUGGCCCUCGCUUCGACAUCGGCAAUUCGAUGGGCAGCCGGUACUGCUGAAAUACACGAAGACCGCGGAUCCGGAAGCUCUCCUCAACGGAGACAAAACCAGCUCGUCCGUUGAUGAGGCCGUCUCCUCCCAAAGCUCUAGCAUCGACCGAGAGGAGAGCGUGGACAGAUUCGACGAGGGAUCCGGGGCGCGGCUGAACAAAAUGUGGUCGCAAUGCUCGGUGCUCGUUGAAACGGACAUCAGCAAAUGCGGUGUCCUCGAGGAACCCGAUCCUACCAGGUACGCCGGACGAAGGAACACUCUCGCGGCACCACCCACGGCGUACAGGCCCAUAAUUCACCGGGAGGCGUUGGCGACCGGUAGACGAAAAAGCGCGACUCCUCUUCGCCCGGUGAUGGACCGCAGCGGGGGCGGAAGUCGACGGGAAUCCGGCGCACAGACAGACAUUUCAGCGCUUCCGGCACAGUGGAGAUCGGAGAGCUACUUGGCGCACAAAGUGGCCCACGCUUUCACAACCCUACCGAGCAAAUUCGCCCUUCCUGCCGGCAUCCCCGGCCGACUCAGACUCUCUGACAAAACUAGGGAGGCUCGACGAGUGAUGCUGUCGGACAUCAGCUUCACCAGCAUGGUACCCGAACUGUCGCGCAGCGCCGAUCAUCUCUGUCACGAUCCUCACGCUCAGACUUGCUUGAACGCGCGGGGAUGCGGUCCGAGGACUCCGGAGGUUCACCGUCGCGAGUCUUUGAACUCUCUCGGCGGUUACUGGCCCCGAUGUCACCCGGGAACGAGCCUUCCGAGCCCCUGCGAUUGCCGACUGUCUACCGAUCUCUACUCUUCUCGAUACCGCGGCUCGUUGACCUCCAUCCCAUCGCCCGGGCUCGAAGUUACCGUCGGAUCGUCUCGUAGACAUUCUUGGAGAGCGACCGCCGCCUCUUUCGACACCUGGCGAAUACCUGUCGCUACUUCCACACCCAGACCUACUUGGUCCUCGAUGCCCUCCUCCCCCACACACGUUCAUCCACCUAACGUACCCGGUGUCUCGUCGUCCCGCUAUCCCGCGAAAAACCCACCCAAAAGGACGAGGUCGAAGGUCACCUUCAAAGACUGCCCGGUGACGCGGGGGAGUCUUCCGAAUCUUCGUUCCGACUCAAUUGGUGCUGACAACAGCGGUGACUCGACAGAAUCUCUGAUCGACGAAGCGGAGGACUACCUCAGACGCAGCAUAGAUUCUAUGCUGACCAUUACCGGAUCGGAGUAUUUUAAUGGUCAGGGAAGCACGCGUCGCCGUAGAACACGACGUCAUUCCGAACCCGACCUUUUACGAGAGUGGAAUCCUCCGCAAGAUGCCCGUCCCUAUCUACCCAAGAUUCCUCGGGACCUGAAACUGAAUCACCUCGUCAAGGUGAUAUCGCCGGAGGGUCGGGUUCUCCAAGGAAGGGUACGAUACGUAGGUCCUGUGCCAGGACGAGAAGAGCCCCACGUUGGGGUCGAACUUCCCUCGGACAGCGGCUCCUCGGAUGGAACUUUUCACGGACGCCGUUUCUUCGACUGCGAUCCCGAACGAGCCGUUUUCGUGCCAUUCAAAAAGGUCGUGCUGGCGUGGUGCACCACUUGACACGGGGUACGCUGUCCGGAAUUACCCGGGCCAUCACCCUUACCGUCACCCAUGCCCACGCCAAGAAUCUUGCUGUCUCAGUACACGAUGUGAAAAACGUAUCGAAGGUACGUGAUCUUGACGUAGAUGAGAAAAUAUCAAUUCCCCGGGGUCAUCGACUCGAAGACGAACCGCAGCUACGAAGACGAUGACCAAGAGACGGAGGGAUACUAACGCGGUUUUUAUUAUAUCAUUUGACAGCUGAGGACGAUUAUACGUAAUCUGAGCGUGGGUGGGCGUUGGGUCUGCUUUAUUCCGAAGUUGGACCACGAAUCGGUACAGAUUUGUACAGUGACGGGAGAGGCGAGCCCUAGGGAAAAUUCGGAAGCAGAAAAUGGUGCGUUUCGUCGAUAUACUCGCACGGUGGAUUAACGGUGUCUUACGAUUUAUCGACGAUAUAUAUUUCUCAACAUUUCCGGGUAAUUCCUGUGGGACGAUUAAAAUGACGUGUGAUUUCAACCUACGUUGAAUGCGCGGUAUGCGCUUGGGUAUGCCUAAACGGUACCGCUGAUAAAAUUCCGCCUCCGAGCUCCGCAUCCAUAAUUUAAAAGAUAAAUGGAUACUUGACAUCGCGUUACACAGGGUUAAAUUCUUGCCUGUGUAAAGUACGACGAUCGAUUCACGACAUUACGUUGAAAUUACGAUUAUCGCUGGAGAAAAUUAACGGAAUUCUCAUGCGAUGUUACUAAUGGCUCAGAAUCGGUGGGUCAUUACACGUUGCUGCGGAAAUCUUGAAUCAGUAUUUCGCAAAUGUUAUACUUGCAAUAAAAUAUUUGACCUCCGAAAAAUCUGACAUAUUUUACCUGGAUUGAUCCAAGUAAGAAAUCUGAUCGUGUGCAUGAAUAAACUUACAAUUAAUACGAUGAUGUAUGAACGUUAUAUACCAUAUGAAAAGUUUAUCAGUAUUACGUGCAUAUAAUGUGUGUGUUGAACAAGUUUAUUUCAAAGGUUUUAUAUUUACGUAUAUGUAUAUUCCUUAUGCCUAUUGUACGUAAUAUUUUCUCACACUUCCCUCAAUAUUUUAAACAAUUCUUUUACCUGUGAAACAUUAUGUGUUUAUUGUCCGUUGAUUCGUUAUUUAAUUCUGAAUGGUUUACCGUGAAUCUAAUUAUUCUUAGAGAAGGAGGACUGAAUUUGAAAUAAAUGUUUUUGACAAUGAUGAGCUGUGACGUGAUACACCGAGGAUUUUCUUCUUUUUUUUUUCAGAAACUGAAACGCCACUCACUUACUCGAACAUUUUAUUCGUAUUCGCUGUUACGAGGUAUAAAUUUAUUCUAUCUCUAUUCAUUCUCCUCUUUUGUUCGUUAUUUUCAACGAAGUAUUCUAACUGACUUCAAUGAACGUAUGAUACAUGUGCAAAAUUAUUCACUCACAGCAUAAAUUUUACUGUAUUACAAAACAGAUUAUCUAAUAUAUAUGUAUUAUACAUUCGCUGUAUGAUAUGUGGCUAUUUUAUAGCGAGGAGUUAUAGUGGAUUGAACUCACCGGUAAAAUUUUAACGUCGACUUCCUCGAGCAAAAUCACCAGACAAAAUAUCAUGAAUAUCAAUACUUCACUCACGGGUUCAGUUUCGCUCCUUACUGUAGUUGGUCGGUCAAUGAAGACCGUACCUCUGUUGUACACACUACUGUGUUUAGAGUGCUCGAUCAAAACAAAUAGCUGUGCUCGCAGGUAUACUACGUAUACUACGCAUCAAGUUCGUGCGACGUUGAUGUCAAAUAGAGGGCGAGAAUCGUCGCGAACUCGAUUUUAUUUUUUAAUCGAUUUAUCUCCACUGAACUUUCAAGUUCCGAAAUAAAGAAUCAAUCAACCGAUACAAUUAAUUACCUGCGUAGCACGAUACCGGAAAUUGACCGAUCGGAGUCAUGUAAUAGAAUAAAUUAUGUAUGUAGCUAUGAUAUAAUUACUGGUACACUGUGGAGGCUGUCCGACGAAAAAAUAUUAUCCUUAUUUUUAUUCGUUUCGGUACACGUCUUCCGAGUCUACUUCUACGAUCAAUCGCUUCAUUCUACUCCUUGGGUAGACCAACCCCAUAUCCGCCCGUUGCACAAGCCCGUAAAUUUUUUGUACAUAUUUUUUCGUUCCUUGUACAACUCACUGUCCGGUGUAAUAAAUAAGUACGAUUACCUAAACGUUAUGUAUAUGUAUAUAUGUACAUGCUCUGUGUAUACAUUGUAUAUGAGCACAAAAUUUGUUAAAAAUCAGAGAACCCUUUGAGAAAGAAGAAAAUCAAACAUCUCUGGUUUUGAAGAAAAAAACUAUGUCGUAAUAUAUGUAACCAUCGGUAUACCUUCGUCACGUAGAAAGAUCUAUUAUACCCGGGGCAUCCUAAAUGUCCCGAUAGAUUUAUGCUCGUGAGCGUCGACUAUAUGUUAUUCGCAUAUACCCAAAUAGAAGUCUGUCGCAAAUCUUCCAAGACCGUAGCGGCCAAAAUCGUUAAAAAAAAUAUAUCGGAAAAAGAAAAAAAAAACGAACGGUAGAAAGGCACAUCGAAACUUUGCACGAAUUAAUGGAAUGACCUUUAAUUCAGGAUACAUGGAUCCCCAGAGUAGCCUCAAGCCCUCAUGAAUCGCCCUCCCAUUUUCAUUGAUCUUAAAACAUUAGGCGAGAUCACGAAUUAAUCAAUUAUUCGACGAACCAUCAUCGAAAUCCAUGCAGAGUCAAUAACUCUUAGAUUGAAUCACAUUGAAAAUAACACACCGAACGGAUCGAUAAAUCCGCUAGUCGGCUUUUAAAUACCCGCACAAACGGUAAACUUGUCUAUUGAAAAGUGAAGAGAAAAGAGAGAGAAAAAAAAUUAUACAGCGAUGGAAUUGUUAUACCUACCAUUUACCAUAUGUAUAAAGAUAUGUACCUAUAUCAGAUGGUCGUUAUGUAUUUACAAUAGAUGUAUAUCUAUAGUUAAACUGUGAGUAUAUAAAACUAAAAAUGUUGUAUAUUCUGUGUCAGUUGGAAAAAAAAAAAAAGUAAAGCCAUCAUCGUUAUAUGCCGCUAUAAUAUUAUAGAUUGCAUUGUAAAUUGUAACGCUGAGUACUAUGAUGUUGAAAAUAAACAGCUCUAAAAUUA
Messenger RNA from Athalia rosae (coleseed sawfly), 6165 nucleotides. RefSeq lists its product as uncharacterized. NCBI's taxonomy places the organism in Eukaryota, Metazoa, Arthropoda, Insecta, Hymenoptera, Athaliidae. The record is from RefSeq and is a predicted model, not a curated record. The coding region runs from base 700 to 3060 and encodes 786 amino acids. The transcript is spliced from 8 exons.